ACGGGGCGGAGCCAAGGCAUUUUUUGAGGCGAGAAGGAAAAAUGGCGCCCAGCUCGAAAUCGGAGAAAGAUGAUCAGAAACAAAAGCAGAAACAGCAGCGAAAACAGAAGCAGCACGUCGUUAAACUGCUGACCCGCGGGAAGCUUUAUGGUCACCUGUCUCAGCGGCUUUUCCGGAAACUUCCUCCUCGCGUUUGUGUGCCGUUAAAGACCAUCGUCAGUGAGGAGUUUCUAAGAGCAGGUCACAUUUUUCUGGGCUUUACGAAGUGCGGGCGCUACGUUUUGUCCUACACAAGUGACUGUGGUGAGGACGAUGACUUCUCCUUCUACACCUACCAUCUGUACUGGUGGGAGUUCAACCUGCACAGCCGCCUCAAACAGGUGCACCAUGUACGCUUGUUUGCGGGUGAGGAUAUCUACAGUGAGUUGUAUCUGACUGUAUGCGAGUGGCACAAUGAUCACUCGAAGAUCGUUAUCUUCGGCUUCAAUACGCGCAGCAGCAGUUCAGCCCUGAUGAAUAUGAUGAUAAGUGAUGAAAAUAACAGAGAUAUUUACAUCACCAUCGCCUCCAUGCCUCCUGCCCAGCCCUGCCAGCAGUGCUGCCCAGUACCUACUGCAUCUACUAUACGCACAGGAGGAGAGUGUUUGGAGCAUGGUUAUGUUCUGAAUGCUCGUUAUCAGGUGGUGUACCCUUUCCCCACAUUCCAGCCGGCUCUGCAGCUGAAGAAAGAUCAGGUCAUCCUCCUUAACACCAGCUACUCACUGGUGGCCUGCGCCAUUUCUCUCUGUUCAGAAGGAAAGCAGCAGGAUGCAGAUGGCCCAAACAAUCAGAUUUUGUACAGAAAAAGAAACACCCAGUCGCCCUCCUCUCCUCAUCCACCCAGCCCUUCAUCAUCAUCAUCAUCAUCGUCCUCCUCAUCAUCAUCAGCCGCCUCGUCGUCUUCCUCCUCUCAUGGGUCACCUGAUCGCAGACAGACCAAUCCCCAGCCCACUCCGCUCUCGCCCAGCCGCUCUCAGGCUGCCGUGCGGGCGCGGGAGUUCGCUGCAGACAUUUUCCGCCGGGCUCAGGCGGCCGGGAUGGAGGGAGAGAGCGAGCGGAGGAGAGAAAACGAGGGAAAGGAGAAGACUGAGACCAAAGACAGACUGAGGGCCUCUGGAGAAACAGAGCGAAGGACGAGAGAGAGAGAGGAUGAUAAGUCGAGCCUUCCAGGGCCGUCCAGCGCAGCCAGGAGCCAGAGCGCGCCGCUGACCACAGAGCAGGAGGAUGGUGUUAUCUGUAGUGCAGUCAUGUCCCCCGCCUCCACCUCCUCUUCCUCCUCUUCACCUCGUGCUUCAUCAUCACCAGAGCCUGGAUAUGUGAACUACACACGCCUCAGAUACAGACUGCAACAGCCCGGCUCAUCAGAACCAGAGAGCGCAGAGGAGGAGGAUAAGGUUCAGCUGCCUUUCACAGUCUCAGAUCUAAAAGGACGAAACCUGCAGCUGGUGACGGGACAGUACAGUGGACAGUGUAUCUGUGUGGAGCAGUUAACGCUGGAUUUUGAGUAUCUGAUUAAUGAAGUUAUCAGGAACGAUGCUGAGUGGGCCUCGCAGUUCUGCUCCUUCAGCGACUAUGACGUCGUCAUCCUAGAGGUCUGCCCAGAGACGAAUAUAGUAGUGAUCAACAUUGGGCUUCUACUGCUGGCCUUCUCCAAUAGUGAAGAGGAACACAGCAGGCCGAAGUCGUAUCACUCCAGUCUGCAGGUCAGCUGGGAUCUGAACACAGGGGCCUGCUGCACUGUUGGUGUUGGAGACCUCACUGAGGUUAAAGGGCAAACAAGUGGGAGUGUAUGGAGUUCGUACAGGAAGUCGUGUGUAAAUACAGUUAUGCGAUGGCUCGUCCCUGAGAGCAGCUCACGCUACAUCAACCGCAUGACCAAUGAAGCCAUGCACAAAGGUACCUCACUUCAGGUGCUUGCUGACAGCGACAGAGGGACGUGGAUCGUCCUCUAAUGGACCAGACAAGCAGGAUGAGCAGAUUUAUUGGAGGAGAUCCUUUAAAUCCUCUAAGAACUUUUCAGCCCUGUGUUCUGCAGAACCCUCUUAUAUAUUGUUAUUAUUGUGUAUAUAUUUAUGUAUAAGAGCAGGUAAAGCGAGACCUUGUCUGGUGUAGAAGGAAGGUGGAAUAAGAACUAAUCCUCGUUUACUCGUUUUCUAGUUCUGAGCGUCCUGACUGGACUGGAUUGAAAACUUUGGCUGUCCAGGUUCAGUGAGCCAUACCUGUUGCUGCUACCUUGCUAGCGGAAGCUGCACUAGAAUAUUUAGCCUGUUUGCUCGUCUGUUAUCACAGCUGGAACGAACAAAGUGUCAUCAAAUGUAUUUUUGUUUUAUAUAUAUGUAGAUACACAUUCGUACAUUCAGUACUGUAGAUGGUUAUUAUUUUUGUAUUAUUUGUUAGUGCGAUUUGUGUGCAUGGUUGUCAAUGGACUAAUGUAUGUAUCCAGUUUACUUUACACAUCAGUAUGAAUCAGUAUGAGUAGCCCAGCUUGGAACCAUUAAAUUUAGUAAAUGGGAUUUAUGACGGGAUCAUGAGGGGUUAUAAUAUGGAAUAAAUGGGACCCAUAUGAGAUUAAGGUGGUUCUUAAUAAUAAGGUGCCCAUUUGGGAAGCCCAUUAACAUGCAUCCUGGAUGAUCUAAUCCAAAUCGUGAUAAAAGCAGUUAGUUUUGGUUGCACAUCAUCCACAAGUAUCACCUUUGUGCUCAGCUAACCCACACAGACGGUGGACGGAGAGUUCCUGCAUUGUAGUAAUUUGUAUUUUCUCACGGGGCUUUGCUGUUGGACAACCAACCCACUCAGAACUCAUGCCCACCUGGUGCCAACAUGGUUUAAACAUGGCAUUAGCAUGCUUCCUGGAUGAUCUAAUCCUGGAUGAUCCCUAAUCAGCCCAAAUCGAGAUAAAUGCAGCUAGUUUUGGUUGUGCACCAUCCACAAGUAUCAACUUGAGUCCAUUAGCUAGUACUUAUUAUUGUAGCAUGCUCAGCUAACCCACACGGACGGUGGACGAAGUUGUCCUGCAUUGUGUUUAUUAUGUACUGUAUUUUUUGCACUAUAUGUUUAUUUACACUGCUUAUUUGUGUGGGUAAAGCGCUUCUAUUUUUACAGUAAGCUUAGAUUCCUAAAUUUCUCCAGCACUAAGUCUAAAGCAUUAGCGGAUAUCUGCUAGAAGUUAGCGGCUAAUGCUGCCCGACAGCGCUACACUGAGGAACCCUGAGUGUUCCGAUAAUUCAGGGCAAUAUUAGCUAGCGGUUCGUUCCAUGUAGUUUUAAUAUGGGGAACAGAAACAAGCAGGCUACAGUAAGAUAAUACUCACCUCUGAAUGGCGAAAGAGCUGGUAUGGUUAGCGGGUAAUGCUAAUGCUGCUCCAGCAGUGCUAGUUGGGGUUAGCAGCAACCUACAUGCUGAUAAUACUCACCUCUAAAUAAGUUUAAUAGAGGUUAGCGCCUAAUGCUAAUACUGCUCCAUCCAACUAAACUGAAACUCCUGUAUAACUCUGUACUUCAGCUUUAAGUGGCUUUACUGCUCCUUAAUACCUGACUGGUAGAAUUUUGGGAAAUUUAAAGGAUUUUAGGUGCGCCUUAUAGUGUGAAAAAUACGGUAUGUUUCUAUUCGACACUUUGUGAUCAGAUCACCCAGAACGCAUGGUAAUACCAGGUGUGAACAAGGUGAGCAUGUCACCUGGGUCUCCUAUUUAACCAACUCUCCAGCUGUUCCAGAUCUACCAUUCUGUAGAGCUGACUUACAAACCCAGACCUUCUAAACCUGACAUUUAGUUCCUGUGCAUCGAUUGGCUUUUGUGUUGCGUUGGAACCAAUCCAAGUGUUGGAAAUGCCCAUCUUCAGCACUGACCAUCUGACUAAUAUCCAAAAAAUAGACACUCUCCAAUUUACAUAAGGCUGUAGCCUCAUAAUACAUGAAAAGAGCCUCUAGGGCUCUUGCUAUGUAUUAUUUGUUGGGUUUUUGACAUGGUUGACUUGGUAAACCUCACAUUGUAUUACACAGGGAAUUUGUCAGUGUUGAAUCUCAACACAGUUCUGCACUUUUUAUGUUCUUUCUCUGUUUAUUUAGCUGAAUAAGUUAGAUGUCAGACGUUUACAUUCUUCAUUGUUGGACGGGAACAUUUUACAGAUGUUCUGGCUAAUCGAGGAAUUCCACUUUACAGUAUAGAGCUGCCACCCAGGACGACAUCUUUGUAAACUUGUGUAGGAAUGACUGUAGACUGGUGUGUGUAGAGUGUGUGUGUGUGUUAUACUCUGUAGACUGGGACUUUGGAUGAAAUGUGGGGUUUCAGCCAGUCUGACUGCAUGCAUUAUGAAGUCCCUCCGUUCCGUCAUGGCAAACAUUCACACUUGAUCUUGUCUAAUGUAAUUAUUUUUUGAUAAGAAUAAAUAAUUCUGAAAUAAAUAA
Astyanax mexicanus (Mexican tetra) is the source of this 4443-nucleotide messenger RNA. RefSeq names its product DDB1 and CUL4 associated factor 15 (gene dcaf15). Gene Ontology annotation, biological process: protein ubiquitination. Gene Ontology annotation, cellular component: Cul4-RING E3 ubiquitin ligase complex. The transcript is spliced from 14 exons. The record is from RefSeq and is a predicted model, not a curated record. Bases 42 to 1991 code for a protein of 649 amino acids. NCBI's taxonomy places the organism in Eukaryota, Metazoa, Chordata, Actinopteri, Characiformes, Acestrorhamphidae.